AUGUUCAAGUUCCUCGCUUUGGCUUCCACUAUUGCUUUCGCACAAACUUCUGUCGACUGCGUUGCAUACUAUACAUUGAAUCAGGCAAGUCUGGUUGACCCCAGCCAGAUCCAGUACUGUGUUGCGCAAUGCAAUGAAAUGCCGACUGCUGGUACCUGUCCUGAGGGUUCUCCUGUCACCGAUUGUGUGCAGUCCCUGGACGCGUGCAAGUUCGUUCAAGGAGGCGAAGCCGCAGACAACGGCGAGGCUGAAGAAAGUGCACCUACCGAGUCUGGCGAAGUGGUCGGAGGGGGCGACCAGGAGGAGGCCGUCGUUACUGAAGCUGAAAAUGUGGACGGGGGGGCUGGCGGGGAGGUUGUGGUGAGCGCUGAAGGAGAGGAUUCUGGAGAGGAUUCUGGGGAUGACACCGCCGCCCCUAAGACCAGUGGCACCGCUCUUCGCGUCCUGCUGACUGGGUCGGUGGUCGCUCUUGUGCUUGUGAUGUAA
This is a messenger RNA of Gregarina niphandrodes, 486 nucleotides long. RefSeq lists its product as hypothetical. NCBI's taxonomy places the organism in Eukaryota, Apicomplexa, Conoidasida, Eugregarinorida, Gregarinidae. The coding region runs from base 1 to 486 and encodes 161 amino acids. The transcript has a single exon. The record is from RefSeq and is a predicted model, not a curated record.